AAGGAAAGAGGCGGGGCUAAAGGGCAACUAAGUACCGGUGUCUGCGCGUGUCGGCUGGUGCGAGUGGAGCGCGCGGAGCUGCCUUUUAUUCACUCUGCUGCUGCCGCUGCCGCUGCCGCUGCCAUGCCGCCCCCGGGCCAGGUCCGGCUGCCGGACUGGGAUGCGCUGCGGCUCCGUGUCCGGACUCUGAUCCGCUCUCACCGGGUCGCGAUCUUCAGCAAGAGCUACUGCCCCUGCAGCACCAAGGUGAAAGAACUUUUUAAUUCUAUGGGAGUAGACUACUAUGCUUUGGAACUGGAUUUAACUGAUGAUGGACCCAAUAUUCAGCAAGUGUUAGUAGAAUGACUAGCCAGAGGACUGUGCCCAAUGUGUUUGUGAAUGAAACACACAUAGGUGGAUAUGAUAAAACUUUCAGGCUUACCAGAGUGGCUCAUUGCAGAAUGUGCUAGGGAAUUGCAGAGAUGAUGCAGAAGUUUAUGAUUACGAUCUUAUUGUUGUUGGUGGUGGCUCUGGCGGACUUGCAUGUUCCAAGGAAGCUGCUUAGGAAAAAAGGUCAUGGUGCUAGAUAUAUUGUACCAACACCUUCGGGUACUUCAUGGGGACUUGGUGGCACUUGUGUAAAUGUAGGCUGUAUUCCUAAGAAACUCAUGCAUCAAGCUGCACUUCUGGGACAGGCACUUCAAGAUUCAAGGAAAUUUGGCUGGGAGUAUGAUGAGCAAGUUAAACACAACUGGGAGACUAUGGUAGAAGCAAUUCAGAACUACAUAGGCUCUUUAACUUGGGGUUACAGGGUGUCCUUGAGAGAGAAGACUGUGACAUACAUCAAUGCCUAUGCAGAGUUCAUCGAACCACACAAAAUAAAGGCAACCACCAGGAAAGGACAGGAAACUUUUCACACAGCACAGACAUUUGUCCUAGCAACAGGGGAAAGGCCCCGAUAUUUGGGUAUCCCUGGGGAUAAAGAAUACUGCAUUACUAGCGAUGACCUCUUCUCCUUGCCUUACUGCCCUGGAAAAACUCUAAUUGUAGGUGCCUCCUAUGUGGCUCUGGAGUGUGCAGGAUUUCUUGCUGGCAUUGGUUUGGAUGUCACAGUUAUGGUGCGCUCCAUCCUUCUUCGAGGCUUUGACCAAGAAAUGGCAGAGAGAGCAGGUGCCUACAUGGAAACUCAUGGUGUUAAAUUCAUCAGGAAAUUUGUACCUACUCGGAUUGAAAGGUUGGAGGAAGGCACGCCUAGAAAACUAAAAGUAGUAGCACAGUCUACUGAGGGACCAGACGUUGUUGAAGGAGAAUAUAAUACUGUUUUGAUAGCUGUUGGUCGUGAUGCCUGUACCAGAAACAUUGGUUUAGAUAAGAUUGGUGUCAAAAUCAAUGAAAAGAAUGGGAAAAUACCUGUAAAUGACGAGGAACAAACCAAUGUGCCUCAUGUCUAUGCUAUUGGAGAUAUCGUGGACGGAAAACUUGAACUUACCCCAGUUGCAAUUCAGGCAGGCAAGCUUCUAGCUCGCAGACUUUUUGGGGGUAGCCUUAUAAAGUGUGACUAUGUCAAUGUACCAACUACAGUGUUUACUCCUUUGGAGUAUGGCUGUUGUGGAUUACCUGAAGAGAGAGCCAAUGAAGAAUAUGGAAAGGAAAACGUAGAGGUGUAUCACACUUUGUUUUGGCCUCUUGAAUGGACAGUACCCAACAGAGACAACAAUAUGUGCUAUGCGAAGAUAAUCUGCAAUAAACAUGACAAUAACCGUGUAGUAGGAUUUCAUGUUCUUGGACCCAAUGCUGGAGAAAUUACCCAAGGUUUUGGUGCAGCAAUAAAAUGUGGUCUCACGAAAGAAUUACUUGAUGAAACAAUAGGUAUACAUCCAACAUGUGCAGAGGUGUUCACUACAAUGGAAAUUACAAAAUCUUCUGGAAAAGAUAUCACUCAGGCAGGUUGCUGAGGUUAAACCCUGCUGUUUUUAUCUUUCUCUUGCCAUGUACGUUUCUCUUUGGAAGGCUUAAGAAGUAUGAAAUACACUUGAGUAAAAUAAAUGAAAGCAGCAGUAGCAUCAAACCUAUUGCAACUAGAAAUGAUGCAUUUCUUAAGUUUCCUCAGUAGAUAAUGUUGGCAAUGGAAAGAAUACAACAGCAGGGAAAACGCUAAUUAUAAAUCCCAACUUGCUUGGAAGUGGCAUGUAAGUGCUUUUUUGAAGUUUUGGCUCAGAGCCCCAUUCUGAGGUGAGCUACGACUGAUGACUGACUUCGCAAACUUAGGGAAACCUCUUUGUAUGGUCAGAAAACUGAGCUUCCUUCUGAAGGAGCUUUUGAGUUGCAUAAUUUAAUUUAAAGUUAACUCAUUGGGUUCCAGUGUUUUUUGUAUGAAUGCUUUAGACAUAAGGAUGACUGUAUAAUUGUAUUACUCUUGCCACCAGCUCAUUUUACAAUUCAUGUUGGGUCACUUCUUUGUGUUUGCAGUGACAAACAUGGAUUUUAAUGCUGUUCUUGACUUAAUUUUAAAAAAAUGGUCAUAAAUCAAAUACAGAUGCUAGGCAGUGUAGCUAAUGCACUCGCAUUUAACUUCUAAAGACCUGGCUCAAGUACCAAAUAAGUUACAGGUGAGAGAAUUUUGUGAUCUUUUUCUUGCUUCAUAGUUGCUUUGCUACCAUAACUAGUAAUAUCUUCCUGAAUCACAGGAUUUUAAUAGUAGGAAUCUUGUGGGUCAGAGCUGAAGUAUAUUGGAAAAAGCUCCUAAAACUUGUUUGUCCUUGACAUGUCUGCACUGAUUAGGCACACAGAUUGCAAGUUUAGUUUCCACACCAAUGUGUAAAAUACUACAUCAUGUAAAAGUAAUCUAACCUACAGUUCUGGCCUAUCUAUUAAAAUUGGAGUCUCGAUUACGGUUUUCUCUCCCCAUGUUAUCUGUUCCAUUAAUACAGUAGCUAGAGAAAUGGCUACACCACUAGGAACUAGAAUCCACUUUAUGAACUUUAAUGAACAAUUUACUACUACUUAUAUUUUGCAGCAGAGAACCGUGACUUGUGCUGUCAUGCCCUGUGUAGUUCCUGUAUAGUCAGCAGCUUGAAACUGUUCCCCCUUGUUCUCAUGUUAAUUUGGGGAAGGGUGUGCUUGAAUUUGGUGCUUCAGUUUUGUCCAAAGAUGUUUUGAAAGACUAUUUUGAACACUGUCUUAUAUAGUUUUUAACUAUUUAAUCUAUGGUGUAUCAUGACAUGUAAAGUUCAAUAAAUGAACAAUUGCAUAUGAUGUGUCAUAUACUUUGAUCAAGAUACAUUACAUUUAUAUGGCACUUGUCCUGAGUAGAAGGGGUUGUGUAUCUUAAGCUUGUUUAGGAGCCAGUGAACUAGGUCUCUUGACACUUCUGGAAGAUUUUUCUUAAGCAGUUACAGAUGCAGUCAUAUUUAUUACUCAGUCUGUGUACAUGGAAGGACCUCUCUUUGCAUACUAAAGUUUAGUGGAGAAGAACACAACACAUCAAUUUGGUACCAAGAACUGUAUGCACUUCAGGAGGAAGAACUAAGCAUAACUUUGGCAAUUGAAAACUGCAGAAAUGUUAGGUAUAUAAAAUAUAUGCAUAAGGAAUUUGACCAGUUUUUUAGCAUCAACGUUUGUUGCAAAAGGUGCUAGAAUACUAACAGUUCUUGGUUUUCUUAUCACUUGGGAUUGACUGUGGGGAUGGGAAGCACACUACAGUGCCCACAAAUGCCAUAAAGCGCUAGCUAUUAUUAAUUCAAAAAUAGGAUGGUCUACUGAAUUUAACAGUACCAUCUUCCUGCAGAACUCUCUGGCCUUUCUUUUUCAUUUCUCCCAUAUCAAUAUUGCCCAAGCCCAACCCUACUUGAAAGUUUAGAUCACUGCUGAAGUGAUGAUUGCAAAGUAUGUACUAGAAACAUACUGAGCAUAAGUCUUGUCUGGGCAGCCUUACAUGGAUAACACAUAUGCAGGGGUUAUCCGUGCUUUGGAUCACUCAGUUUUAACAACUUAAAAGGGGACCAAUGAAAUUAUACAUUGGUUUGUGUGGAGCAUGUGCUUGGAUGAAUUGAGUGGCAAUAUAAAUUCUAAUUUACAACCAGACAGAAGAUCUAAGAAUGGAGGAGCAAGCAGAAGAAACAGAUUCCAGAAGUUACUACUCUUAAAUAUCAUGAUUUGAUAAGUAGUAAAUGACAGCAUAAAUUGCUCGGGUCACAUGUUACAUUAUGAUUUUAUUUAUAGUUUUAUAAAAGGUUAAUUAUUAAUAGAUGUAUUGUCCUGGUGGACUCUAGUCAUAAGCAACCUAUUGUUAAGAUCAAAUGUACAAGCACGCUGUUUAUAAACUCUUACCUAUGUCUGUAACAUACUUAUCAAUCUAUUAUAAACUAUGGCCAAUACUUGUAUAGUUAGCCUCUACAUAUUAACUGAAGAGGUUGAGAAGUAUACAAUAAAUAGUUUGCGCAAAGAGGAAUGUUAAAAAUGGUAUCAAUCUGCUCACAAGGAACAUUCUGCUUGUAGCAGUUCAUCAGUGGCACUUAUCUUUAAAGCAGAGAUCAGAAUGGCAGCAAGUUUCAUUGUAAGCAAAAGAGAUCAGGCUUGCAUCAAAUGUGAUUGUGUAAAAGAAUUAGGAUUUGAGAAAUAAAAACUCGGUCAUUUUGCUGAGCUUGGUGUUAAUGGGCUUGUUGGUCUUCAACCUAAUUAUCACCAGAACUGGUGUACCAUUCUCUGCCUCAGCAUUUUCCUUUAACAAGCUUUGUUUUACUUUUCCUGGAUGUUGCAUGGCAGCUCCUGAGCCUCUGAGGAGAGGAAAUAUCAGACUGGUAGCAGCAUAAUAUCCUCAGCAGGCCCUUCUUUCCAGCAUCAGGAUCCUCAUCCCUCAUAACCAGGAUCUCUCAGGCAUGCUGUCUGUUAGGAAGCAUCAUGAAAGACAUGGCAAGUAGGGAUUGUGAGUCACUGCACUAUUGUCAAAAUACUCUAGUGGCAGGUUUGGGAGCUUCACGUGUGCUCUGCUAGAUUACAGAACUGCAUCUGGAAUGAAUUAAAGGCUUUGAUGAAGCCUGAUUCCCUCAGAGAAUUGAAUUGGGUACCUGCUAAAUCCUCCGCUUUUGUUGACAUGUCUGUAGCUCCUAUUCCUCUCAAGUACUAGGUAUCCUACAAUGGAAUGCUGCACUUCACUGCUGGAGCAUAUCACAGAUAAAUUACAGACAUGACUGCAUUAAUAUGAGCAACCAAAGAUUUCAGCAUAGUCCGGGAAUGUGGGUCAAAUAGGCCUGUCUCUUCUCAUGCCAGGUAAACAAAGGAUUCUAAGUACUAGGUACUUUCUCUUUAUAUUCUGUGUAAGCACAGGAUCUAAAAAGACUGUUUAACACCAGUGGCAAGUAUUUUCCUUGUUUUGAUGGCAGAAAAGCCUGUCCAGACAAGCCUCUAUUCAUGUUUGUGUCUUGAGGUUUCCUUUGGUAAGUUGAUGAUGGAGUCUGCUUUUUU
Dermochelys coriacea (leatherback sea turtle) is the source of this 5442-nucleotide messenger RNA. It is a transcript of the gene TXNRD3, whose product is annotated as thioredoxin reductase 3. The coding region runs from base 462 to 1934 and encodes 490 amino acids. The transcript has 16 exons. NCBI's taxonomy places the organism in Eukaryota, Metazoa, Chordata, Testudines, Dermochelyidae. The record is from RefSeq and is a predicted model, not a curated record. Gene Ontology annotation, molecular function: thioredoxin-disulfide reductase (NADPH) activity; flavin adenine dinucleotide binding; glutathione-disulfide reductase (NADPH) activity. Gene Ontology annotation, cellular component: mitochondrion; cytosol. Gene Ontology annotation, biological process: cellular response to oxidative stress; cell redox homeostasis; glutathione metabolic process.